AUGCUAUGCGGCGCCCAGGGCCUCGUGAUUCCACCCACCCACGAAGAGCGGGUGGCCGAGCGCGAGCGCCUGCGGCAACAGAUCGCCGCGCUGCGGCCCGGGGACCACGAGUCCCUGGCGAAGGUCCUCGAGCCGCGGUCGCUUGGCGCGGAGAAGAUGGCCGGGCGCGUGCGGACUGCCCUGGAGGUGGCGAUCCAGCACGAGCCGGCGCUGCAGCAGCGCCUCCUGCGGCUCGGUUUCGCGAUCAUCGACGCGCGCAUGAGCAAGUGCUUCCAGCGGUGCCGCAUCCAAUGGAGGAGCUACGAGGGGAAACAGGAGGAAUGCGAGCUCGUCCUCAACGCAGCCAUGUCGACCAUCAAGUCCAUGGCGUCGAAGCAGCUCCGCUCGAAACGCAUGCCGCGCGUCGACCUAGAAUAUAGCGAUCCGAUGGCUGGGCCGUGGUUCGACGAGCUGCAACGCGAGCGCGAGGAAGCCCAGCGGUCGCAGAAGUGGCGGGCAACGCAGGCAGCGAUGCAAGGCGGCCCGACGCUCGAGCAGGUCGUGGCGCGCUUCGUCGACGAGGAGCAGGACCGGGACGACUGGGCGCGCGCUGCGGACCAGCCACGGCACUGGGGAUGGCAACACCCCCCCUCCCUGAUGCGCGGGCUGGGCCUCGAGGCGAGGAGCGGGGGACUCUUCCGGGACAUCCCCAUGGAGGUGCUGGUCAACAUGGGGAGCGGCGCGCUGGCGCGGGAACGCCGCGUGCGCAUGCGCGCUGCGCGUGAGGAGCGGCUUCGACGCAGGCGAGCUGCGCAGAGCACGCAGGAAGGCGCUGACCGCGACGACGACGACGACUAG
This is a messenger RNA of Pedinophyceae sp. YPF-701, 837 nucleotides long. NCBI's taxonomy places the organism in Eukaryota, Viridiplantae, Chlorophyta, Pedinophyceae. The record is from the annotation of a GenBank genome assembly.